Trachemys scripta elegans is the source of this 5699-nucleotide messenger RNA. RefSeq names its product fem-1 homolog C (gene FEM1C). Lineage: Eukaryota; Metazoa; Chordata; Testudines; Emydidae. Bases 492 to 2345 code for a protein of 617 amino acids. Gene Ontology annotation, molecular function: protein binding. The transcript is spliced from 3 exons. The record is from RefSeq and is a predicted model, not a curated record.
GCGAAGCCCCGCCCCCCACGCGGCAGUCCGGCGCUCUAAGUGGCUGACUGGGCGGCGGCCCCUUCCCUAUUGGGGCUCCUAGCAGAGGACAGUUCGGCUGCGCCUGGGCGCUGGGCUGGGCGCUCGCCGAGGCUCGUUGCUGUGGGGACUCGCCUGUCAUGGAGGAGCUGGAUGGGGCGCGGGGCGCGGCGGAGGCUUCCCGGUGAAGGCGGCUCCGGAGAGAGGGAGCCGGCGGGGCGCCCGCGCCUGGGGAAGGUAGCUCGGAGCCUGUUCUGGGCGGGCGGGGUCCCCGGGCCCCAGCCGACAAGGAAGCAGGUUGCUGAGCACAGUCUGUGUAAUUGUUAGGACCUAAUUCAGUUCAUCAGAGCCUUCAUGUUUGUUCACAGAGAUAACACAGAUCUAAGAAAAGGGUGUGGGUCUUCUGUUUGGACUCUGUAGUUCCAGUAGUCCCAUUAUCUGUGACACUGAAGGAUAAAAGCGGCACAGACUAAAUGGAUCUAAAGACAGCAGUGUUCAAUGCAGCACGUGAUGGCAAACUGCGGCUCCUUGCAAAGUUACUGGCAAACAAAACUAAAGAAGAGGUGGCCUUGCUGAUGUCUGAAAAAACUAGUGGUGCUACACCACUUUUGAUGGCAGCCCGUUAUGGACACCUUGAUAUGGUGGAAUACUUGCUGGAGCAUUGCUGGGCUUCUAUAGAAGUUGGUGGCUCAGUGAAUUUUGAUGGUGAGACCAUUGAGGGGGCUCCUCCAUUAUGGGCAGCUUCUGCUGCUGGUCAUUUGAAGGUAGUCCAAUGUCUGUUAGAUCAUGGAGCAUCUGUCAACAACACAACACUGACAAAUUCAACCCCACUUAGGGCAGCCUGUUUUGAUGGGCACCUGGAAAUAGUAAAGUACCUUGUGGAGCAUAAAGCUGAUUUGGAAGUAUCAAACCGACAUGGGCAUACAUGCCUGAUGAUCUCAUGUUACAAAGGACACAAAGAAAUUGCUCAGUAUUUGCUUGAAAAAGGCGCUGAUGUUAAUAGAAAAAGUGUUAAAGGAAAUACUGCAUUACAUGACUGUGCAGAAUCUGGAAGCUUGGACAUCAUGAAGAUGCUUCUUAAAUACUGUGCAAAGAUGGAAAAAGAUGGCUAUGGAAUGACUCCCCUUCUAUCAGCCAGCGUGACAGGUCACACAAAUAUUGUGGACUUCCUGACACAGCAUGUACAGACCAGUAAGGCAGAACGUAUUAAUGCUUUGGAGCUUUUAGGAGCAACAUUUGUGGACAAAAAAAGAGAUCUGCUUGGUGCUUUGAAAUACUGGAAAAGAGCUAUGGACAUGAGGUACAGUGACAGGACUAAUAUCCUCAGCAAACCUGUGCCACAAACACUAAUUAUGGCUUAUGACUAUGCCAAGGAGGUGAAUAGUGCAGAAGAGCUAGAAAAUCUUAUUGCAGACCCUGAUGAGAUGAGAAUGCAAGCGCUGUUAAUUAGAGAACGUAUUCUUGGUCCUUCUCACCCAGAUACAUCUUAUUAUAUUAGGUACAGAGGUGCUGUCUAUGCAGACUCUGGAAACUUUAAACGAUGCAUCAACCUAUGGAAAUAUGCUUUGGACAUGCAGCAAAGCAAUUUAGACCCCCUGAGCCCUAUGACAGCCAGCAGUUUACUAUCAUUUGCUGAACUCUUUUCCUUCAUGCUACAGGAUAGGGCAAAAGGCCUCCUAGGCACCACCGUUACAUUUGAUGAUCUUAUGGGAAUACUGUGCAAAAGUGUCCUCGAAAUAGAUCGGGCUAUCAAACAAACUCAGUGUCCACCUGACCAAAUACAGCUAAACAAAGCUCUUUCUAUCAUUUUGCAUUUAAUUUGCUUGCUGGAAAAAGUUCCUUGCAGUCCAGAACAAGACCAUUUUAAAAAGCAGACUAUUUACAGGUUUCUUAAACUGCAGCCUAGAGGAAAGAAUAACUUCAGCCCACUUCAUCUUGCUGUUGAUAAGAAUACUACAUGUGUGGGUCGUUACCCUGUUUGCAAAUUCCCCUCUCUACAAGUUACUGCUAUACUGGUGGAAUGUGGUGCUGAUGUAAAUGUCAGAGACUCUGAUGAUAACAGCCCCUUGCACAUUGCUGCACUGAACAACCAUCCAGACAUCAUGAAUCUUCUUAUCAAGUCAGGUUCACACUUUGACACCACAAACUUGCAUAAACAAACUGCUAGUGAUUUGCUGGAUGAGAAGGAAAUGGCAAAAAAUUUGAUCCAGCCCAUAAAUCAUACUACAUUGCAGUGUCUUGCUGCUCGUGUUAUAGUGAAUCAUAGCAUAUGUUAUAAAGGGAACAUCCCUGAAAAGCUAGAGAACUUUGUGUUGCUCCAUAGAUGAUAGUGUGACAACUGUUGAAGCACGAGUUGGUGACAUUAAUUGUUGCUUUCUCAAGCACUGUUGUGAUACACCAGCGUUCAUUUAGCUUGACCUAUCAUGUUCUCAUUGGCUAAAGCAUCAUUAGCAUCAGAUCUGCAGAAUUGGCUACCCAGUAUUUAAUAUGAAUAUGCCAUAUAAUAUAUUUUGUGGAUUAUUUAGAAAUGUAAUGCCAUAUUUAGACUCUCUCUUAAAAUUGUCUGCCAAAGGCUUGUCUACUCUGGUUUUAUUUGCCUGUUGGGUGUUUGGGACUGAGAUUAAUAUUUUUCACUGGUGUCUUUUUACUAUUACUGGUAUGUGGAUUUUAUACAGUUGGAAGGUCAUCUUUUUUUGUUUUUGCUUGUGCAUUUCUACUCAAAUUCUGUUUUUUUUUCUAUGAACUCAUUGCUAAACUGAACAAGUUGUAUGGACUUGUUAACAUUUGCAAUUACCAUAAGUGCUUUAUCUUCUCUAUGCACUGGCUUAAACAUGACUGUUGUGUGUUAGCAUAUUUCUAUGCAGCAGUUGGCCAACUUCAGCUCAAACAGCAUUUUUUGCAGUUUUAUGGAGCUUUUUCUGAGAACACUUCCUUCACAGCAUGACAAUUUUUGGAGCUAUGUGUCAAUUGUCCAAACUUUUUGGGUUGACUUUUAUUCUAGCUGUAUCUGAGGUUGCUUUCUCUUAGUCCUCUGGAAAUAUGUGCUAAAUUUGGGAGAAAAAUCUAUUCUUGUUCUCUUGGUAACCCAAUUGAGAUUUAAGUCUAAGUCAUUCUGAUACAUCAUGCAGCAAAGGGAAGAGUCCUUAUCAUGUACAUCUGACUUUUUCCCUCUGCACUAAUGUCUUGUUUGUGCUGAUUGUGUGACUAGAUGUAGAGAGUUUGCUCAAAUUUUUAACCUCAAACUUAAUAAUACACUUGAAUAAGAAAUAAAUUGAAUGUAUGCAGUAGUCUGAAAUUACAAAUCAACUUCCUUACCUACAAAAGGAACUAAAGCAUGUUGGUGGCAUGAUACCUAGUCAAACCAGGUUUAGACAUCUAGUAUAAUUAUAUUACCUUGGCAGAGAGCCACUCAUUAUAAUAUAUCUCAAAUUCCAUAGCAGUGUCCCUUUCCUUCAUUUUAAAUAUACCCUUUUAGAUAAUUUGCAUGCAUUUUUCACCUCUCGUAUUGUCAGCCAUACUUAAACACCAGAGGUUGUGGUGUGUACAUAGCUUCUAUUGAAAGUUACCUAUUUUUAUAAUAUUUGCACAACAGCUUAGCUAUCUCAGCAGAAAGGGCUCUUUCAACUUGAUUAGAAAUCCACAAGUGAAGAUUCUAAAUGAGUAAGAUUCAGGUAAUUAAUAUAAUUCAGCACUUUAUUGUUGAUUCAGAGUAAAACUUAUUCUGGCACAUUAGCCCUACAAACGUUUUUAAAAUGUUCUCAAGAGAGAAAAUUAUUUUGGGUUGAUUAGAGUAAAACUUACUGCCAGUUCAAUGGUCAAGCACAGCGAAUGUCAUUUGACUUGGCAUUUAUUUUCAGUGAUGGUCAGUAACCAUACUUAAUGGGUUUUUUUAACUCCAGAAAUUCAGUGGGUUUAUCUGGACUUUCAUCAGAUUAUGAACUUGCAAAGAUAAUAGCAGAGGAAUUUCAAAAGCCAAAUUAAUGACACUAAGGUGACUUGAGCUUAGUGGUUUUAGUUUUUUAAUUUUAUUUUAGAAUAUUUUUGUCUUUGAUGUUUGUGAAUGUCAUUAGUGAUGAGUACAUCCUUGACAGUGUGUAAAAAGGCAGUGCUUUCCUUACCUUUUGGCUGUUUAGGUAUUCUCUCUCUCUCUCUCUUUCUCUUAGCUUGUGAUGGAAAGUGAAGCGGAGUGGCUGGGUCACCCUCAGAUCUUGAUGACUUUUAAACAGCCAGCAGUCAUGUCAGAAGCACUGUCUUUUAUACAUAUUUCAAAGUUUGAAAACUGCAUAAAAUAUAUUGAAACAACUUUCUAUUUUUUGUUCCAUGGCACAUUUGCAUUGUUUGUAUGAAAAGCAAAGUAUGAGUUAACUUAAUUUCACAAGGAUAUGAGUAAAUUUCUAUUCAAUUAUUAUCUGAAUUUCUUUGAUUUAUAAUUAUUAAAACACAUGCUACACCAAUUGUUGAUCGUAAGAACAAGUUUCAUUACUUCAGCUUCUUAUUUUCAACAUUCUUCCUCUUUUGCUUACCAUUCCGCAAGAAGAUUUAAUUAAUAAUCAACAUCACACUGUAGGAAUGAGCCACAAUGUGGUUGGAGCUCCAACAUGGAUAAUAGAAAAAGAGAUUCUAGAACAUUGUUUUUUGUAUUCUAGAAUCUGUGCUGCUCUUCAUUGUUAAUAGUUUAAAUUUCUAACUUUAAAUGGGAUAAUGGAUAGCUAUAGUUAUUUGGUUGGACAGUUUUCUCCAAGAGUUUUACCUUUUGAGAGUCCAGAACUGUGAUUUAAAAACAACAGGAAUACUGUGCUGCUAUUAUGGUGCUAGCAAAAUUUCUGAAUUAGAAAACAUACCCAUGAGUUUUCUGGCUACAAAAAUCUUAGGGAACAGAUCAUUUUCUUUAAAUAGUGAUCCAAUGAAGGUUGCCAAGUCUUAGUAUGAAAGUUUAUUCUACCGUUUGUUUCUAAAGAAAUGUAUGCAAAUAUCGUAAAGUAUGGGAGCGACUAAUCUCCUGUGCAUGUUUUCCCUGUAUCUCUACCAAUGUACCUCUAUCCUGUCCUACAGCACCUCUGUUAUUCCGAAUUUUGCGUUUGUAAUGGGAUGAGGCCACCUAAUGAACUUUUAUGAUCUCCAGGUAUUUAAACCUAGGCUUCCAGAGGGUAAUGGCUGGCACAUUUAAACCUAUCUGCCACUUAGCCGCCAACAUUUACAUUACCUUUUCUUAAUUUUUAUUUCACUUUCAAAUUAAAGCAGUCCAGACUCCAUUGGAAGGUAAUAAGUUAGGGUGCUGUGGGCUUUCAUUGAGUUUGUAAAUAAGGCUCUAAAUUUAGCUGUCCACCACCUGUAACAAGGUUCUGAUUACUUUUGUUCCUGGUCGUGUUACUCCUUUAAUACUGGGAAUGGAGUUAUCCUAGUGCAACACAGGGAUGCAAAAUGCAGCAGCACUGUUAGCUGGAAUUGAAGUAUGCUAAGGAACUAAGGACCUUCAGAACAUGAUGAUGAAUUAUUUUUUUUUCUCCUUUCUGUCAUUAUUUACUUAACACCCUCUUUCCCCUUCCCUCUGUUAUCUUCCUGUUACAUAUUUCUGUAACUGGAAUGUACUGUUCCAGAGGUACCAACCCAGUGCUACACGUGAGUCAAGGACAUUAUAUACAACCUCAUGCAUUUUUGGGGUACAACACAUUUUAAAGUAU